AUGAAAAACAAUCAGUUAGAAAGAAAAAAAUAUUCUGUUCAUAAUUUGGUAAAAUUGAUUAAUGAAAGGCAAAAAGGAAAUGCAAAAACAAAUAAAGAAACAGAAAAUGUCAAAUCAAAAUUGGGAAUAAACUUAAGUGGUGAAGAAAAUAACAGAAAUACAAAUAAGCAAAAAAACAAUUAUGCUAAAAAUGAAAAAAGAGACGAUAUAAAAUGUAAUGCCAUAAAUGAGGUUAAGAAUAAGAGUACCAAUAUUGAGAGGGUAAAUUCGGAAAAUAAAAUCAUAAGAGAUAAUAUAUUUGAUAAACAAAAAGUGGAUAAUGAUAAUGAAAAUUUUAAUAACAAUACAGAAAGUGAAACAAGUGAAUGUAGUAACAAUGGUGGUGAACAAGAUGAUGAACAAAAUGGCAAAGUAGUCGAAUUUGAAGAGACAGGAAAUAAAAAUGUUGACGAAGUAAAAUUAUUUAUGAUUGAUUAUAAUGAAUGUCAAAAUAAGAAAUGCUCAUGUAAAAAGCUAUACCGUUUUAAAAAGAUUAAAAAAGUACAACUAAAUAAAAAAUUUAAAGGAAUAGUAUUAACACCAUUUUGUGAUAAAUAUUUUUCUAUAGAUGAUAAAGAAAUAGUAGAAAAACAUGGUCUUUCCGUUGUUGAUUGUUCUUGGAAAUCUAUAGAUUUAUUAAAAAAAGUAAAAUAUACAAACCAAAGAAAAUUACCUUAUAUUAUUGCAGUUAAUAGUAUAAAUUAUGGAAAGCCAUAUAAAUUAUCAUGUUUAGAGUCAUUAGCUUUUUGCUUAUAUAUAUGUAAUUACAAUAAACAAUAUAAUGAUAUUUUAAGUAUAUACAAAUGGAGUCUUAAUUUUACAAAUGUAAAUAUGGAGGUCUUAGAAAAAUAUAAAUUAUGCCGAAAUCAUGAAGAUAUUAAAAAAGCUGAGCAAGAAUUUAUUGAAAAUUCUAUAAAAAAAAGAGAAGAGAAUAAACAAAUUGAUCAUUAUAAGGUUAUUUAUGAAGACGAGUAUAUAUAA
Plasmodium yoelii is the source of this 1020-nucleotide messenger RNA. RefSeq names its product ribosome biogenesis protein TSR3, putative. Bases 1 to 1020 code for a protein of 339 amino acids. Gene Ontology annotation, molecular function: rRNA small subunit aminocarboxypropyltransferase activity. The transcript has a single exon. Lineage: Eukaryota; Apicomplexa; Aconoidasida; Haemosporida; Plasmodiidae. Gene Ontology annotation, biological process: maturation of SSU-rRNA. The record is from RefSeq and is a predicted model, not a curated record.